This is a messenger RNA of Trichoderma gamsii, 1725 nucleotides long. RefSeq lists its product as hypothetical. The record is from RefSeq and is a predicted model, not a curated record. Gene Ontology annotation, biological process: fatty acid metabolic process. Gene Ontology annotation, molecular function: medium-chain fatty acid-CoA ligase activity. The coding region runs from base 1 to 1725 and encodes 574 amino acids. The transcript has 2 exons. Lineage: Eukaryota; Fungi; Ascomycota; Sordariomycetes; Hypocreales; Hypocreaceae.
AUGACUUCACAAUCAACGGCUGUUCAGCCAUACUCUACGCCACCCAUCCAGAAACUCUCUAUCCUUCACGGCCCCUCUGAUCCUCCCCUCGUCGACCUGACACUAGGCGAGCUCCUGGAGCUUCAGACCUACCAAUAUGGCACCAAAGAGUGUCUCAUCAUCCCAUGGACCGGUGCACGAUGGACAUACUAUGAUCUCAACCAACAGAGCUCAGCACUGGCCCAAUCCCUCUUGGAUAUGGGCAUUGGCGUCGGCGACCGCGUUGGCGUAAUGGCCGGGAACUGUGAGCAAUAUGCUGCAGUUUUCUUCGCCGUCGCCAAAAUUGGCGCUAUUCUUGUCAUCUUGAACAACACUUACACGGCGACCGAGGCCAAGUAUGGCCUCAAUUUCUCGGAUUGCAAAGUGUUCUUUACCACAAAGACGAUUGGCCGUACGGACAACACUCGGCUGCUGCAGGAUUUGCACAAUGAGGCUUCUCCGAUCAAGGUCGUCAUCUUGAGAGGGGAGAGCGGCACUUACACGACGUAUGAGGAGCUCGUGAAGUCGGGCUCUCGCAAAAACCAUGAUAGGCUUCAUCGAGCCAUGAGCAAGGUGCUGCCUCACCAGGUUGUCAAUCUGCAGUUUACAAGCGGUACGACGGGCUUGCCAAAGGCGGCGAUGCUCACUCACCAUAAUCUGGUAAAUAAUUCUCGAUUCAUUGGCGAUCGAAUGCGCCUCACCCACGAAGACGUCCUUUGCUGUCCACCACCACUCUUCCACUGCUUCGGCCUUGUCCUCGGGCUUUUGGCAAUCAUCACCCACGGCGGCAAAGUUGUCUACGCAGCCGAGGUCUUUGACAUUGCUUCUACACUAAAAGCCAUCUCGGACGAAGAAUGCACCGCCAUCCACGGCGUACCGGCCAUGUUCGAUUCCCUGUUCCAAGCCGAACUUCCGCCCAACUUCAAAUGCGACAAGCUUCGCACGGGCAUCAUUGCCGGUGCACCGGUUCCGCGAUAUCUCAUGGACCUGUUGGUAAAUCGCUUUGGCAUGACCGAGUUCACUAGCAGCUAUGGCCUUACAGAAGCUUCGCCCACAUGUUUCAAUGCCUUCACAGAUGAUGCCAUGACACGGAGAUUGACUACUGUGGGCACUCUGAUGCCGCAUGCGCAGGCCAAGCUCGUGGAUCGCGAUGGCAACAUCGUUCCAGUUGGAGAGCGAGGAGAGCUUUGCAUUGCCGGAUACCAAUUACAGGCCGGAUACUGGAACAACUCGGAGAAGACCAACGAGACCAUGGUGCGAGAUGCCGCGGGCGUGCUGUGGCUGCACACUGGCGACGAGGCCGUCUUUGACGAAGAUGGCUACUGCUCCAUCACCGGCAGAUUCAAAGACAUCAUCAUCCGGGGCGGUGAGAACAUUUACCCCUUGGAGAUUGAAGAGCGCCUCAUGGGCCACCCCUCCAUCUCGCGCGCCAUUGUCGUCGGGCUUAAGAACAAGCACUACGGAGAAGUCGUCGGGACAUUUCUCGAACUGGGCGAUGGCCACAACAAGCCUACGGAUCAGGAAAUCAGAGAUUGGGUCCGCAAGACGCUGGGCAAUCACAAGGCCCCGACACAUGUUUUCUGGCUGGGCCACGAUGGCGUGCCGGCAGAUGUGCCUCUGACGGGGAGUGGAAAGAUUCGGAAGUUUGAGAUGGCGAAGUUGGGGGAUGAGAUUUUGAGCAAGAUGACGAAAACAUCUAAGCUUUAG